UUUGUCUUUCAAAUUAUUAUUUUUGAGUCAAUUCUUCACAACUUAAACAGAUAGCCAGCCUGCAAUCUAACCUUUUAGUCAUCAGAUAUUCCCCGAAGAUGUUUCUUGGAAUUAAGACAUGGCAAAAAGUUGAUCUCGUGAGCAUUUUCACUUUUGUAUUUAUUAUUUAAAAAUCUCAGUUUAAUCAAUAAGUUGUAAUAAUCAACAAGUGUGUCUUCAUAACAAUGGAUAACUUGAUUGUCAGCAGUUGCUGUUGUUUUAAUUUAAGACAAGGAUGCAAAAUUAUUGCUGUUGUUACAAUUUUGAUGACAGUAUUUGAUAUUUUGUGGUCUAUUGAUGAAUUGGGUUUUGAGAUCCUUCCUAAGUUUGAAGAUGACAAUGAACUGACUCGAUAUCCUAAAUGGCUUAUUUACUUCAAUCUCAUUUUGACUGUUCCAUCCAUUCUAUCAUGUGGAUUCCUUCUCAUUGGCAUAUCAACGAAUCGCGCAAAGUUUUUGAUUCCAUUUAUUGUUCUUCAGACAAUCUUGUUGCCGUACGAUAUAACAUUUGAACUUAUUAAUCCAGAUAAUUACGGAAUUAUUAGCUUGUUUUUAUUUUUAAUGAUUCUGUUCGUUUUCUUGGUUGUUUACUUUAUUAUUUGUGUCUACUCAUUGUAUGAGAUCAUGCGACGAGAGAGAACUUGAUGAUGUUGAGAUGCAAUUAGUUAAUAAUUAAGAUAAUUUGUGUUUAUAAAAUAAAAUAAAUUGUUGUCAAGUAACUUUAAGAAUUCUUACUAAAUCUUACAAAAAAAAGAAAGCUUUUCAACCCUUCAUGAUCCAAAAAAGAAAGCUCUGUUUUCGCCCGGUCUCGAACCGGGGACCUCGAGUGUGUUAGACUCGCGUGAUAACCCCUACACUACGAAAACGUACAGCAUCUUAUGUCCAUUGAGCCACGGCCAAUGAACACUGAUUUGUUUGAUUUUGGAGAAAUUUUGUAUUUCAACUUGAGAAAUUUUUUUUAAGGUCUAUAAAAAAUGUUGAG
This is a messenger RNA of Chironomus riparius, 1020 nucleotides long. The record is from the annotation of a GenBank genome assembly. Lineage: Eukaryota; Metazoa; Arthropoda; Insecta; Diptera; Chironomidae.